Molecule: messenger RNA, 1266 nt
Organism: Habropoda laboriosa
Lineage: Eukaryota; Metazoa; Arthropoda; Insecta; Hymenoptera; Apidae
Product: somatostatin receptor type 2-like
Exons: 1
Coding region: 1-1266 (421 amino acids)
Biological process (GO): G protein-coupled receptor signaling pathway
Cellular component (GO): membrane; neuron projection
Molecular function (GO): somatostatin receptor activity; peptide binding
Source: RefSeq, a predicted model, not a curated record
AUGAACGCGACGAUAAUGAGCACCACCAGCGUGAUCGACUACGCGAGGAAGAUGAAUCAAGAGGACUCGAUGAUCCAGAAUUGCGAGGCCGAUCUACCAGUGGUCUCGCUGGUCACACAAGUACUCUAUUCCAUCGUGUGUAUCGUCGGUCUGCUUGGAAACACUCUAGUGAUUUACGUAGUUCUAAGAUUCUCCAAUAUGCAAACAGUCACGAAUAUGUACAUAGUGAACCUGGCUAUAGCCGACGAGUGUUUCCUAAUUGGUAUACCUUUCUUGGUCACUACUAUGAGUUUGCGUAGCUGGAUCUUCGGCAAGAUCAUGUGCAAAGCGUACAUGACUACGACGAGUAUCAAUCAGUUCACCAGUAGUAUCUUCCUGUUCAUCAUGAGCGCUGAUCGAUACAUCGCCGUGUGUCAUCCGAUCUCCUCUCCGAAGAUUCGUACACCGCUCAUCUCUAAAGUGGUUUCGUUGACUGCUUGGUGCACCAGUGCACUCUUCAUGAUCCCUAUAUUCCUCUACGCGAACGCAAUGGAGUCUGAUAAGGGGAUCAACUGCAACAUUUACUGGCCAACCGAUCGCGGAGGUCACACGACCUUCACGUUGUACACUUUCAUCCUAGGCUUCGCUAUUCCGCUGUUACUGAUCCUGAUCUUCUACUUCCUGGUGAUCAGAAAACUGCAGACAGUCGGUCCGAAGAACAAAUCCAAAGAGAAGAAACGAUCUCAUCGUAAGGUGACCAAAUUGGUGCUGACAGUGAUCACUGUCUACGUUCUAUGCUGGCUGCCUUAUUGGCUCAUGCAAGUAGCGUUGAUCUACACCCCACCGAAGCAAUGUCAGAGCAAGAUCACCAUCACCAGCUUCCUGCUGGCUGGUUUCCUCAGCUACAGCAACAGCGCGAUGAAUCCGAUCCUGUACGCGUUUCUCAGCGACAACUUCAAGAAGAGCUUCCUGAAGGCGUGCACCUGUGCGGCUGGAAAGGACGUGAACGCGACGCUGCACAUCGAGAACAGCGUAUUCCCGCGGAGAAACAAGGCGAACGCCGAGAGGCUUCAGUCCAAUCGACUGGCAGCCUCCGGUCAAUCGAGGCUGGAAUUGGAGGACGAGGACGCGGAGAGGGGACUUCUGAUUAGCAAAACUUCCACCACCACAGUGACCAUGACGUCACGAUCGAACAUAACCAUAGGCAACGAUCCGAAGGAUCAAGCGCAGAGGGAGAAAGACGCGUUGAAGAACGGAGCGCAGUUGACGUUGUUGACUCAGGUGUAA